Indicator indicator is the source of this 876-nucleotide messenger RNA. It is a transcript of the gene METRN, whose product is annotated as meteorin, glial cell differentiation regulator. NCBI's taxonomy places the organism in Eukaryota, Metazoa, Chordata, Aves, Piciformes, Indicatoridae. Gene Ontology annotation, molecular function: hormone activity. The record is from RefSeq and is a predicted model, not a curated record. The coding region runs from base 1 to 876 and encodes 291 amino acids. The transcript is spliced from 4 exons. Gene Ontology annotation, biological process: positive regulation of axonogenesis; glial cell differentiation.
AUGUGGGCGCUGCGGGCACUGUGCCUGGCGGGGCUGGGUGCGGUGCUCGGCGGGGGCUCGGCGGAUCAGUGCAACUGGAGGGGCAGCGGGCUGUCUCAGGAGGCGGGCAGCGUGGAGCAGCUGUCCCUGCACUGCGCCGAGGGCUCUCUGGAGUGGCUGUACCCCACGGGUGCCCUUCGGCUGCGCCUGGCCCCCCGCCUGCCCCCCGCCGCCGCCGCCGUCAAAGGCAAGAGCCCCCAGCACGUCACCGCCUGCGUCAAACCGUCCGGCACCUUCCGCGGGGCUCAGCUCUACCUGGAAAGAGAAGGGCUGCUGGAGCUGCUGCUACCAGAGGCCCCCCGACCCCGCGUCCGCUGCUUCAGUUGGGCACCCCAGGAGAAGGUGGCCCUGUUCCUUCAGGCCACCCCGCACCCCGACAUCAGCCGCCGCAUCGCUGCAUUCCGCUACGAGCUGCGGGGGGACUGGCUGGCACGCCCCCCCCUGCCCGCUGCCAGCCCUGCUGCCGAAGGGGCAUGCCGGCCGUGCAACGACAGCGAGCUGCUGAUGGCCAUUUGCACUAGUGACUUUGUGAUCCGCGGCAGCAUCCGGAGCGUCUCCAACGACGCGGAACUGCAGGAAUCUGUCAUCGGGAUCAGCGCCGCCCGCAUCCACCGCCAGAAAUUCCCUCUUUUCCAGGCGGGGGGGCGGCCGGCGGGCAGCAUCCGCACCCCGCUGCGCUGCGGGGUCAAGCCGGGCCCCGGCACCUUCCUCUUCACGGGGUGGCUGCAUUUCGGGGAGGCCUGGCUGAGCUGUGCCCCCCGCUACCGGGACUUCCAGCGCAUCUACGAGGGGGCACGGCGCGCCCGCCAGAACCCCUGCGAGUUCCCCGUGGACUGA